CUGGUCGUACUUACAAUGAUGAUACUUGGUUUCACGAAGACGAGGGAGCCUGGAGAUGAAUGAUGGUGAUAAGGCCAUGUGUCAUCACCAAAAGGAGGGUUGCUCCUGAAGUUUUCGCCGGAGCGGCCAGGAAGUCGAUCGAGGUAUGCUCACCUUCUGGGUUUGAUUCCAAUUUUUUCUUUGAAUUGCAUUCGCUUGACACGCUCUUUGUCCAGGCGAUCGCCGAAUGGGAUCGUUUGACUUAUUUGUACGAGCGUUGUGUUCGGAGCCUUUCCGUAGAGGCUACUAACGCGAAAGAUGCCCAUGAGGCUUUGGCCGUUGAAAAGGAAAAAGUAGCUCAGGCGCUGGCCGACCUGGCAAGGUCUCAAGACGACGCCAAGGAGAUGAAGAGGAAAUAUGACGAGUUAGCUGGUCGCGCUCUUUCGGAGAUGAAGAGGCUUCGAGAACGUCGACUUGAAUAUGCUGAAUUUGUCCGGAGAUCGGCCCUUGAUAAGAUGGCGGAGCUCGUUCAGAAGCGAUUGGAUCGUAUUAAAGCUCAUAUUGACGAUACGAAGGCGGCAGAACCAAAGUUUCUUGAAUUCAACCAAGUAUCUGGGAAUAUCAAGACUCUCGAGGCGUUGGUCGAAGGUGGCGAAGUGGAGAUGAAGUCGGAUGACACGAUGUUAAGAUUGGUAGCGGAUACAGAGGAAUUGGAGGCCGAGGUGAAAGCUUUUGGUAUCACCGAUCUUAUGGACGGCGACUUCGAUGUUCGUACUUUAUUUGCCGAGCUGAGUCCUGAUAAUCGUAAUUCCGUUCCACCGCCGACUAAAGGGGAAGAUCUCGCGGAUGGACGAGGUGAGUGCGAAGGCCAAGCUGGUGAAAGAAUCGUUGGUCAAACUGAAGUUCGAGACGAGAUCGCGGAUGCUAGAGACUGAUAUUCCAGGAGGCUAAGCCAAAGGGAAGAAGCGGAGCUCAGAUGCCUAAAGAGAUCCCAAUAUGGCAAAACAAAAAAUAUUCUAAAAACU
Arabidopsis thaliana (thale cress) is the source of this 1004-nucleotide messenger RNA. RefSeq names its product receptor-like kinase. NCBI's taxonomy places the organism in Eukaryota, Viridiplantae, Streptophyta, Magnoliopsida, Brassicales, Brassicaceae. The coding region runs from base 60 to 914 and encodes 284 amino acids. The transcript has a single exon. The record is from RefSeq and is marked reviewed.